AUGCUCACUCAACGGGAUGAGAAUAACGAAGGCGACACGAUGCCAAUUCUCAAGAAACCGAGAUAUUCUAGUCUCUCUGGACAAUCAACUAACAUCACCUACCAGGAGCACACGAUUAGCCGGGAGGAGCGAGCUGCUGCUGUUGGAAAACAUGAAGGUUUUCGUGGAUGCACCAUCUGGUUCACAGGACUCUCUGGCGCUGGGAAAACCACAAUCUCGUUUGCAUUGGAGCGUACUCUCAAUAAGGUAACCGAUAGGAUCUUUACAGAAUUCAAUAGUUGUGACAAUUUUCAGUUGGGAAUCCCGUGUUACGGACUAGAUGGAGAUAACAUUCGUCAUGGAUUGUGUAAAAAUCUUGGAUUUUCCAAAGAAGAUCGUCAGGAAAACAUUCGUCGUGUGGCCGAGGUUGCCAAAUUGUUCGCAGAUUCUGGAAUGAUCUGCCUCGCUGCAUUCAUCUCACCAUUUCAAGAAGAUCGUCUCGACGCACGGAAGAUUCACGAAUCGGAGAACGUGAAAUACAUCGAGGUUCAUGUGAAUACAAGUCUCGAAGUUUGUGAGCAGAGAGACCCAAAACAAUUGUACAAAAAAGCACGGGCUGGCCAGAUCCGCGGAUUCACUGGAAUCGAUAGUGCCUAUGAGCCACCAGAGAAUGCUGAAAUAGUCUUGGAUGCUGGAAAGGACGGAGUCCAAGAAUGUGUUCAGAAAGUGCUGGAUUAUCUUGAGUCGGUUGGAUUGCUUCCUGAGCAGAUCCCAGAAGUUCCACCUGUCCGAGAACUCUUUGUAAAUGACGAUUUGGCUGUUGCUGAGCUGCUAAAAGAGAGCCAGGAUAUGAAAUUUGUGGAGCUGUCGAAAGUCGAUUUGCAAUGGCUUCAAGUUCUUGCCGAAGGAUGGGCAACCCCGUUGACAGGAUUCAUGCGGGAGAGACAAUAUCUUCAAUGUAUGCACUUUGGUCAACUACUCGAUUUGAAGAACAAGGUGGCAUUCGUUGGAGAAAAAGAUGAUGGAAAGGAAGAUUCGUGGCCGUUGAUGGAGGAAAUUAAUCAGUCGAUUCCUAUCGUUCUCCCAAUCUCCGAUGAAAUCAAAGCUUCUUUGGAUGGUGUCAAAAGAAUUGCAUUGAAAUAUAACGGUCAAAUCUUUGCAAUUCUUUCGGAUCCUGAAAUUUUCGAGCAUCGUAAAGACGAGCGUGUCUGCAGACAGUUCGGUACCAAUGAUCCACGCCAUCCAGCUGUUGCACAAGUUCUGGAAUCUGGAAAUUGGUUGUUGGGUGGAGACGUGGCAGUAGUUCAGAAAAUUCAAUUCAACGAUGGACUCGACAAGUACCGUAAGACUCCAAACGAACUCCGUGCAAUAUUCCAAGAGAAGAACGCUGAUGCAGUUUUCGCAUUCCAACUUCGGAAUCCAAUUCAUAACGGGCACGCUCUCUUGAUGAGAGAUACUCGUGAGAAGCUUCUCGCCAAACAUAAGAAUCCAAUUCUUCUAUUGCAUCCGUUGGGAGGAUGGACAAAAGAUGAUGAUGUUCCAUUAGAUGUUAGAAUAAAACAACACGAGGCUGUGAUUGCUGAAAGAGUUCUCGAUUCAGAAUGGACUGUUCUCUCCAUCUUCCCGUCUCCUAUGAUGUAUGCAGGACCAACAGAAGUUCAAUGGCAUGCACGGUCUCGCAUCGCCGCUGGAAUCCAACAUUACAUUGUUGGCCGUGAUCCAGCUGGUAUUCAGAAACCAGGAAGUCCAGAUGCUCUUUACGAAACUACACAUGGAGCUAAGGUUCUAUCAAUGGCUCCAGGACUUUCGGCUCUUCACAUUCUUCCAUUCCGAGUUGCAGCAUACGAUAAAACAUCCAAGAAAAUGACAUUUUUCGAUCCAUCCAGAAAAGAGGAUUUCGAAAAUAUCAGUGGAACUAAGAUGCGUGGAUUGGCUAGAAGCGGUGAAACGCCUCCAGAUGGAUUUAUGGCACCGACAGCAUGGGAAGUUCUGGCUAGCUACUACAAAUCACUUCAAAAUUCAAACUGA
Molecule: messenger RNA, 2007 nt
Organism: Caenorhabditis briggsae
Lineage: Eukaryota; Metazoa; Nematoda; Chromadorea; Rhabditida; Rhabditidae
Gene: Cbr-pps-1
Product: Protein CBR-PPS-1
Exons: 5
Coding region: 1-2007 (668 amino acids)
Biological process (GO): 3'-phosphoadenosine 5'-phosphosulfate biosynthetic process; sulfate assimilation
Molecular function (GO): adenylylsulfate kinase activity; sulfate adenylyltransferase (ATP) activity; ATP binding
Source: RefSeq, a predicted model, not a curated record